Vicia villosa (hairy vetch) is the source of this 892-nucleotide messenger RNA. RefSeq names its product prefoldin subunit 2. The coding region runs from base 161 to 604 and encodes 147 amino acids. Gene Ontology annotation, biological process: protein folding. The record is from RefSeq and is a predicted model, not a curated record. The transcript has 2 exons. Lineage: Eukaryota; Viridiplantae; Streptophyta; Magnoliopsida; Fabales; Fabaceae. Gene Ontology annotation, cellular component: cytoplasm; prefoldin complex. Gene Ontology annotation, molecular function: protein folding chaperone.
GUACACUCAUUCCUUUCAAACCGAAACAAACCCACAUCGAAGUAAAACGACGACUCCUUCUGCGUUUUCAUCCUCCGCUUCGAACCUCUUCGUCUUCAUACCUGUACGUUUUCUGUAACAUUGAUUUCACUACCGGAGCUUCACUUGAAUCUUAGGAACCAUGGCUAGUAAAGCCGAAGAUCGCAAGGAGCCAGUAAAUGAACAGGCAGUUGCAAAUAUGUAUGCAGCAAUGAGGUCAGACCUCAACCAAAUUUACACCAAAAUAACUGAACUGGAGAUGGAAGUUAGCGAGCACUCGUUGGUUCUUAAUGCCAUUCAGCCGCUUGACCAAUCUAGACGAUGCUAUCGAAUGAUCGGAGGGGUGCUUGUGGAAAGAACCAUCAAAGAGGUCUUGCCUGCUGUGCAGCGAAAUAAAGAAGGACUUGAAGAGGUUGUUGCACGGCUCAACGAGACACUGGAAAAGAAGAAAAAGGAAAUUGCUGAGUUUGAGACUAAAUAUAAAAUCAGGAUGAGGAAAGCCGACGCUGAGGUGAACGAUGAAUCUGGUAAGAAGGAAGGUUCUGCUCAAGGAGUACUUGUUGGCCCUGCAGGUGGUGGUGAAUGAUAUUUCUAAUCUUUUCGGUUUCCUGAAAUGAAUGGCAUGAAAUUUUCUGCCCUCUCAUACAGUUAUUAGUUGUGGCUGUAUGAUGGUUGUUUUUGUAGAGGAAUUAGAGUCUAAAACUUGAUAUGAUCUUCAUUUUAAUUGCUUUCAGCUGAAGUAAACUUAUCUUCUAUGGUUCAAGAUUCAAAUACUGGUGUAGAUUUUUGUAUACACUAAAACAUAUAAUGAUAUUAUCUAGAUUAUAUUGUGAUGUAGAAGAAGCAUAUUUUGUUUUAACAGUUUCUUUUCUUU